This is a messenger RNA of Rana temporaria (common frog), 1328 nucleotides long. Its product is annotated as forkhead box protein I1c-like. Gene Ontology annotation, molecular function: RNA polymerase II cis-regulatory region sequence-specific DNA binding; DNA-binding transcription factor activity, RNA polymerase II-specific. NCBI's taxonomy places the organism in Eukaryota, Metazoa, Chordata, Amphibia, Anura, Ranidae. Bases 21 to 1139 code for a protein of 372 amino acids. Gene Ontology annotation, biological process: regulation of transcription by RNA polymerase II; cell differentiation; anatomical structure morphogenesis. The record is from RefSeq and is a predicted model, not a curated record. The transcript is spliced from 2 exons.
UUUGAAAGGUGUUGAAGAGCAUGAACUCCAUCCAGCUUCCAGCUCAUCAGAGACCUCCUGCUUCAAGCCCACAUCAGCUUCACCCAAAGAGUGCCCAGGAAGCUCCAGAGAUGUCUGUGUACUGUGACAACUUCAGCAUGUACCAACAGAACCUGCACGCUACUCAAAGACCAACAAGUUAUGGAAUAGGAGACUUCACUCCUCCAUCAAAUCCCUACUUGUGGCUGGGGGGCCCUGGAGUCAACAAUUCCACCAGCUAUUCUUAUGGCAACAAUUCCUCUCCUUACAUGCCAGCAUCUUAUGGAUCUCAGAGACAGUUCCUGCCAAAUUCAACUGGUUAUGGUGGUACAGACCUUAGCUGGCUGUCCGUUGCUUCCCAGGAAGAGCUUCUCAAGAUGGUGAGGCCUCCAUAUUCCUACUCGGCUCUCAUUGCCAUGGCCAUUCAAAAUACCUCAGAAAAGAAACUCACCCUGAGCCAAAUCUAUCAGUAUGUGGCUGAAAACUUUCCCUUCUACAAGAAAAGCAAAGCGGGCUGGCAGAAUUCCAUCCGGCACAACUUGUCCCUCAAUGACUGCUUCAAGAAAGUUGCUAGAGAUGAAAAUGAUCCAGGUAAAGGAAACUAUUGGACUCUGGAUUCCAACUGUGAGAAAAUGUUUGACAACGGGAAUUUCCGUCGUAAAAGAAAGAGCAAAUCUGAGUCUAACUCAAACAAGGUCAUAAAAACUGAGGAAGAUGAGACCAUCUCAAACAAAAAAGAAAAAGAGAGUCCUGCUUUGUCAACCCCAUCUCCCCCAUCUUUGGAGACAUCGCCACAUGACAUAAAAUCAAUCUCACCACCAGCUCCGGCGGUUUCCUAUACUCCUUGCUUGAACAACUUUCUUAACAGCAUGGCAUCCAUGGACACAAACUCAGCAAGCAAACAAAUGUCCUUUGGUCUGAUGAACGAACUUUCUCAAAGGAAUAUUACUGGCCUAAACAGCUUUAACUCAAUCUCUCCUGCAGAUCCAUCAGGAGACAUACAGGACAAUAGCCUGUUCUACAGCAGGACCUCUUAUUACAACUCCUUCUCCUCAGCCAACCCAAAACCACCACAGUUUUUACAGCAGCUACAACAGCCUCCCAUUUAUGGGAGGUUUUAACAAGACCAGCCUUUUUCAAUGGGUUGGACUCUGAGAGAGGGCUUUCUCAUCUUUUGGGCCAACUGAUCAGUAUUGUAUCAUUAUUAUGAUCAAAGGACAAUGAAAGUAGAAGGUCCAAAGUCGUUUUUCUGUUGCAAUAGACUCCUAUGACUUGCUGCCCUUUGAUUUCAUGUACAGUCUGUAAAUGUC